Messenger RNA from Pieris brassicae (large cabbage white), 4998 nucleotides. RefSeq names its product palmitoyltransferase ZDHHC8 (gene Zdhhc8). Bases 81 to 1727 code for a protein of 548 amino acids. The record is from RefSeq and is a predicted model, not a curated record. The transcript has 9 exons. Gene Ontology annotation, biological process: protein palmitoylation. Gene Ontology annotation, molecular function: palmitoyltransferase activity. Lineage: Eukaryota; Metazoa; Arthropoda; Insecta; Lepidoptera; Pieridae.
AAUAGGCGCGGCCAUGUUGGUCUGUAGUGAAUAAAAAUCAUUCUAAAUUAUUGCUUUUACCAAACUAAAACUGACACAAUAUGCCCAAAUGCGACCUCAAAACGAGAUACAUCCCCGCGACUUUCGCCUGGACCUUACUAUUGGGCACAACGUCCCUGUUUUUUUAUUUUCCUUGCCAAUACUAUCUGCACAAACACCCAUGGGUACCAGCAUAUCAAGGUGUCAUAACAUUUUUUGUUUUGGCCAAUUUUACACUGGCCACUUUCAUGGACCCGGGGGUGAUACCAAAAGCCCCACCUGACGAAGACCGCGAGGAUGACUUCCGUGCGCCGCUGUAUCGCAGCGUGGAGAUAAAUGGUAUAACGGUUCGGAUGAAGUGGUGCGUCACCUGCAAGUUUUACCGACCGCCGCGCUGCUCGCACUGUUCUGUCUGCAAUCAUUGUAUAGAGACAUUCGAUCACCACUGCCCGUGGGUGAACAACUGCAUAGGUCGGCGGAACUACAGAUUUUUCUUUUUCUUUCUUAUUUCACUCUCCAUACACAUGCUGAGCAUUUUUGGCCUCAGCCUGUACUACAUCAUGAACCACAACAAAACGCUCACACAGGUCGAGCCCAUUGUGUCAAUGGUGAUAAUGGGUAUAAUAGCCCUUCUAGCGAUACCGAUAUUUGGUUUAACGGGUUUCCAUAUGGUGCUAGUGUCGAGGGGAAGGACGACGAACGAACAGGUGACGGGCAAGUUUACGGGCGGAUACAAUCCCUUCUCAAAGGGGUGUUGGUCCAAUUGUUGUUAUACGCAGUUUGGACCGCAGUAUCCUAGCCUUGUCCGGCCAUCAAAGUACCUGUACAAGAGCAGUAAGAAGCGACGCGAAAUGACCGCGAUGAACGCGGGCAUAGCGACUAUAGCGUCCGGCGCGCAGGUAAAGACGUAUACGGCGGACAACGGGGCCGCGCAUCGCCAACUCGGCGCGCACGCGCACUACAAUAAGCUGUCUCCCGGGCGCGACGAGCACGAAGGUGAGAUGGAGGGCCCCGGGGCCUCGCAGUCAGCGGAUUGCGAGCCGACGCCCCCGCCCCUGCAGCGACGGGGCUCCUCGGCCAACUUGUUCCCGGAGCCCCACCAUCAUUUGCCACCGCGGCCACACCACUAUCCGCGGUUGAGUCCGCUCUCUAGGAAUACUAGUCACGGUGGUACAACCACAUCAGGUUACCGUGUGGUGAUGGAGCCUCUCCGCUACGACCCGGGCUCCAAUGGUGGGGCCAGGCCCUCCCCUACAAUGCAGCAGCGGAUUAAAGCUCUCGGCGUGCCCACGCCUUUAGCGCUCAGUAGUCCUGUGCGCAGGUCCAACCCGGGCACGCCCACGCAGCCGCGCCGGCCUGACUUCAUCGGGGUGCGGGGCUCGCCGCAGCGGAGGUUCCUCUCCGAGGGCGAGCUGUUGCGUGACGCGGAGGACAUUCGCGAGCUGGCCGCUUCCCCGCAGCGCGGCGGCUACACGUGGGCCGACCGCGCCCCACCGCACGCCCCGCACCCUUCGCACCCCACCCUCCCACACCCCGCGCCCUCGCCCAUGGCCCGCCGCCGCGCGCCUCACUCGGCGGUGCCGCGACCUACGCGCCCCCUUUCCUUCGUCCGGGCCCUCGAGGUGCAGGAGCAGCUCGAACGCACGCAGCAGCCCGAGCCCCCCGAUCGUGCCUCGGUCUACGACUGCAACUACGAGAUCUCCGUCUGAAACCUCCGCGUGGGACAGUGUUAACCCAAAGACAGCGCACAAUGGAUGCGGUCAUGCCAUAUGCCAUGCGAUGUGUGUGAGAUUUAUUUGUACAUAGCGUUGUGAAUUCGACAUAAUAUCAUAGUAUAGAUUGUGUAUUUAUUUAUUCCAAAUUUUUGACUUUGUAUCGGUAACGUUACGAAUGCGUAUCGAUAAUAAAGUUUGUGAAUAACACACUGAACCCUUGUGAUAGUGUCGGAAAAUCUUAUAUUGUAUCGAUAAAAGACUCGGCAACCAAACGAUAGUGUGAAUUGAUAAUAUAUGAGUAAUAUUUAUAUUGUUUAUAAAAAUCGGUACGAUUCGAGAACUUGCGAACCAUGCGUUCGCCAAACAGCUAUUAUGAGAAAUGUGCCAAAUAUUAUGUAGAUGGAUUGUUGGGCCCGAUAUUUCUUCAAUCGUUUAAGCGUGUUAAUUCAAAUUUUCCUUGCAUCUGAUACGAUUUUUGAGAUCUCGUUCCGAGUUAUUUACGGCCCACAGAAAGUACUUAGAUGUUUUGUGAAUGAACGCAUGUUUAUUUGACGUAUCUUAUAAGAUGAAAGAUAAAUAAAAUAAGAAUAUUGUUUGCUUUAGCGGUAGAUAGAUGAGAUUAUAUAUUGUAAAUAAUAUAUUUAUGAUGACAGUACGAUACGAUUUGUUCAAUGUACAUAAUACGUAAUAAAAGGCGAAAUUUAAAUCGAAAGUAUUACAUAUAUAUUUAUAUGCCUUGAUGUACAGUCACCGAUUUAUUUAAGAUUGUAAAUAUACUUAAGGAUGUAAAUGAGUUUUCGUUGAUUGCUAUGUAAAAAUUUGUUUAUGGUGCCAGUAUCGAUUUUCCUAUUUGACAUAUCAGUAGCGCCUUUUCAACAACUGUCAUCUGUCACACAACUUUACUUGCGUGACAGAUGACAGUACUAUUUGAAUGUACCAGUUGUCAUUACACGAUAAACGAAGUGCUAAAUAAUACUGUGGUGUGUUGAUAAAUCGCCGGUACGAUUUUAAUUUGCAGAGAAAUAGUUUUCGGCCUAUCAAAUUUUUAUUUAGUAUGUUUCUUUACAUUCCGCAGUGCAGUUUUCUUACUACUAAGAUGAUUUUAAAACUUAAAGCUAUACAAUAUUUAGAAUUUAGCAGAUGUACUUAAACCGUGUGUAAAUUUAAUGUCUAAGAUGCAUUUUCUCACAAAUUUUUUCUUAGUCUGAUGAGACCAUAAUACAUUUCGAGCAAUAAUUAAAAUAAGUUAUAAUAUGGGCAUUGACCUGACAAAGAAACUGAAUGUAAUCACCUCAUGACAAAAUAUGAUGUAGGUCUUCAAUAAUAGCGUUAUCAGAGACUAUCGAAAGUUUGGAAGUUACGUGGUGGACUUGCAUGUCAUUGCCACAUGUAAGUGGCAUUAUAAGGCAGUUCUAUCACUCAUUGUAAUUCUUUUGGAGACUUGGAAAGUGCAUCGCAAGUUUUCUGUAAUAAUUUGACUAUUGGUUAAUAGGAUAUAAAUUCUAAAGUUUUAAACGGUGAAGUUACCACUGGUCUUCAUAAAAGUACUAUAUUUAAAGGCCGGCAACGCUGGGUGCCUAAAAAUAAGUGUCUAUGGGCUGCGAUGACUGCCCUUUUUGGGCGUUCCGCAGUCUCGUUUGCCCCCCUAUUAUAUAAAAAAAGUGCAAUUUUACUUUUAUUAACCUUCAAGUGAUGUGUCAAUACAUUUUUUACUUCUCACUUAGUGUGAUGCUAAUCAUAGCCAGCCAAGCAUUCCCCCUAGAACCAAUUUCAAAGGCCGCUAAAUAUCAAAUAGAUUUUUAUGUACACUCGGUUUGAAAGUUAAUUUUAAAUAUGAAUUAAAAUUACAUUUCAAUAGUAUAAAAUUUCGACCUUGGAGAUUUUUGAUAUCUCAUGAUUGGAGUUUUUAUAAAUUGAGUAGAAUUGAGCGUUUUUUUGUAUAACUUAGCUUCAAGAAAUGCACGCCUAAGGAGCCCCCAGGACAUCUUGAUUUCUCCUAAAUUUGGAGGGAAAACACCCGAGGUGGCAUCACUGACUCAGCCAUUACGUUUAUGUGCUAAUUAUUCUUCAUCAGAAAAAAAUACAUCAACACUUGAAGCGUGUUUACCAAGCCUCAAAUACUUGACAUAUAUGUUUAUUGUCAAACUAACUGUCACUUAUCACCCAUUUGACGCGUAUAGUACAUUUAUGAAUGACCGUUAGAUUUUAUUGGAGAGGAUUAUUAUUAAAGACGUGGUUGAGAAUUUAUGACUUAACGUGUGGCUAGAGUUCUAUAAUAUUAAAAUUCAACUGCUAACAUGACGUAUAAAACUAAGAAAUUUGCUUUUUGUAAUCUAUAAAUUAUCUCUAUUAAAUGUUCCCUGUCAAAAGUUAUUUGACGUGUGUCAUUUCUGAUUGUUGAAUUGAUAUACUUCGAAUAAACCAAUGAGAAGCGAGUCUGGGAUACUUUGAGGUUUAAUACAAGUCUUAAUUCUGAUGUUCACGGUUUAAAAAGAAAGCUCUCAAAACUUUUUCUGUAAUAAUGUAUGUCUUAUUGAGUAAAUCUUUAAUCUUUGUAAAUAUUUGAAUAAAAAUGUAUGUAAGAGGACGAUUAAGUCUGCUUCAGUUAAUAAAUUGCAUUAAAAAAGGCAUAUUACCAACUCUUGAAAAUGGGAAACCCUUACGGCCAUUUAUACGACGUGGUUUAAAGUAAGUCUGAUACUUGUAACCAUGGUUACCAUUACUUUAUUUCAAACAACAUCGUCACCAUGGUAACAAACACGAUUCUAACCCAAACAAAAUUCAAAAACGUGACCGCGUUAAGUCUGCCGUAAAAUGUAUUCAAUUUGACAUGUCGGACUUAGUUCGCGCUAAGUUUCGACGUCAGUAUCUCACACUAACUUUACGUUUAAAAGGCUAAUGUAGAGAGUUGUACAUCAGAAUGUAAGUCUCGAAAAUUUUCAUAAUGUCUUCUUGCUUAUUCACUUGGCGUUACAUAUAAAAGGUUAUAACGUUUCCUUAAAUGGUAUGUUGUUUAAUGUUUAUUUAAGUAAUGCGUGUUGUUAUUUUGUCCAUAAAAUUUAAGUUAGGUGGUUAUUUAGCUCAAAGUGUGGUUGAACAGUUAGUACUGCUAUGUACCAUGCAGUUGACUAAGACUAAUGUGUAUAGUACCUCCUGAAAAAUCGUUAUUACCUACGUGUACGUGACAGUGUUUUAUUUUUGUAUUUUGAUAAAAUUCGUGUAAAUAAUUUUCUUAUUUUAUUGAUAUUAAACUCAAUUAAUCAAU